Molecule: messenger RNA, 1506 nt
Organism: Prorocentrum cordatum
Lineage: Eukaryota; Dinophyceae; Prorocentrales; Prorocentraceae
Source: the annotation of a GenBank genome assembly
CUGGAAUGUUCUUCCACAGCCCGCCGAUAGUAGGACAAGUCGGCCCCAAGAAUCGAGUGGCUCUGCGGUGUCAUUCAUGUCUGUGCAGUUUCUGCUGUUCUGCCGUCGAAGAGCAAGUUUCAGAAGACGAAGCUGUGCUCGUUCUUCCUCGCGGGCCGCUGCAAGAAGCGCGGGAGGUGCCUCUUCGCGCACAGCGAGGCGGACCUAAGGUCGCCUCCUGACCUCCGCUGCACGAAGAUGUGCCCCAUGGUGAUGGACGGGAUGGAGUGCGACCAGGACGAGUGCAUGUUCGCCCACACGCAGGAGGAGCUCCGCCCCGCCGACCCGGCCGGCGGCGCCCUCGAGCCCGCAGAGCACCGGGAGCCGCGGGGCGAGCUGGAGCGGCCUGGCGAGGAGGCCGUCGGCGGCAGCGGACCGGUCGUCAGGGGCAACGGUGGGCCCGCCCUCGGCCAUGCGCAGGUCGCCGCCGACGACGACGAGGACGACGACUUCUGCUUCGAGUCUCCCGCCGACGGCUUCAAGCGCGGCCAGACGGAGGACCCCCUGGCGCUGUGCGUGCGCGUCAUGCGCGUGAAGAACACGUUCAUCACGAUUGACGAGGAGGAGGAGGACACCGAGGACAAGGACGUGGACAGGCAGCACCGCAGGCCGCUCCGCUCCAGGUCCGCCCCGGCGCUCGCGCGCCAGCGCUCGGAGGCGCCGCGCCCGCAGCGCAGGCCCGAGCAGGCGGCGGCUUCGCAGGGCGCGGACAAGGGCCGCGGCUCUGCCGAGCUGCCCGGCCUGCAGCCCUCCGCCAGCCUGCCGGGCCUGCAGCCCGCCGCCCGGCCCCACCUGCCGCCCACGAUGGGCCCGCCCCAGCAGGCCAAGGCGCCCUCGCUGCGGGCGCCCCGGCCCGCAAGCCCGCGGGGCCCGGGCGCCGCGGCCUGGCCCCGCCUCGGCGGCGAGGGCCGCGUCUUGCCGCCGCAGGAGAGCGCCUCCGCCCUCGGUGCCCUGCACAUGGGGUACGGCAUGGCGGCCCCGCGCGAGCCGACCGCCCCGUGGGGAGACGGGGGCCCGUGCUGGUGGCAGAAGGGCCACGGGGCACAGCGCGAGGAGGGCGACGGCGCGCUCCUGGGAGGAGGGCGCCUCCAUCCCAGGCGCCAGCGCGGCACGCCGCACUCUGGUGGCUCUGGCGGCUCGGGUGGCCAGAGCGGCUCUGGCGGCUACUCAGACGCGGGCAGCGGCAGCUCGGCGGGCAGCGGCGAUGGCCUCCCGUACCACUUCGCGGGCGGCGGCGCGCUUCGAGGCGGCCCGCCCUCGGGCAAGCUGGGGGAGCCCGUCUUCAUCCAGCCCUCCUGGGGGGGCUUCGCGCCCGGGGGCCAGGCGGUGCCCGGCCUGGAGAUGCGGCAGGCGUGGACGGGCCUCUCGGCCUUCACCACGGGGCGCUGCCCAGUGUACACGGUGGCGCCGGCGCCGUCGCUCAGCCUCCUGAGGUGCCUCGGGGAGCAGGGCGGCUCGGGCCGGUGA